AAGGAGACACGCCCCAUCCGCCUAUGAAACAGCACAGCAUAACAUGAAAUUCACAUCAACAUCACAGACUCACACACACACAUACACAUACACAUGCACACCCUUCCUUAAUUUUAACGAUUCCCCAACCGCCCACGUUCCUCCAACGCUUCCACCACACAUAUAUUCACACACCAACAAAUCCCUCUCCAAUCUCACUCUCACUCCAUCCCCACCCACCCUUCUUAUAUCACACCUCUCCCAAAUAAAUGUUCCCACAUACCCUUAUUACUGCCGCUGCCCUUCAACACAUGUUGCAACAUCAUCAUCACUUUCCAACCCCAAUGGAACAACGUUCGAGGUGGAAACCCAACAUUGAGGUCGCGCCCAAUUGCCCUCGUUGCGCUUCCACCAACACCAAAUUUUGUUACUACAAUAACUACAGCUUGUCGCAGCCCCGCUAUUUCUGCAAAGCCUGCAGACGCUACUGGACCAAAGGCGGCUCUCUCCGCAACGUCCCCGUCGGCGGCGGCUGCCGAAAGAACCGCCGCGGCAAGUCCUCCUCGCGCCACAACCAAACCCAACGCUCUUUCGUCUCCGCUUCUUCUGAUGACACCGAGUCUUCACCUGAAGAUGCCCAUCGAAACAACAACGGCUCUCGUGAAAUAGACAUGGCCCUUGUGUUCGCCAAAUUCUUGAACCCGAAACAAAACGUUGGAGAGGAUAACAAUGCCUCCUCUUCUUCCAACAAUUACUUCACACCGCCCGGCGUUCAAACGGAGAAUGAUAUCGCUGUUGUUCAGUCGCCGAACAAGGGUUUGUCGUCGGAUCCUGUCAUUGUUGACUCCGAUGCAGUAGUGGCAAUUGAGAAUUUCGGUAGGGAGGAAUUGAGUUUGGGUGAGAUUGACGAGUUGGAGAAGCUUCUGGGUGUGAGUGGUGAUGAAGAUGGUCUUUGGUGUGAUGCUACCUUGUCCUCUUCCGUUACUUGGGAAGCACCCGUGAAGGAAAUGCAGUUGCAGGAAUUGGAAUACUCGAUGCCGUUGAAUGAAAACGAUGCCCAAUUAUUGCCCAUCACUUCUGCGUCUACCCUGCAUUCAAUGAGUGACACUUGCUGGAGCACUUGGAGCUCCUUUGAUCUUUCAGCCAUGGAAGUGUUCUCAUCAACUCCUUGAUAAUUCGAUCUGAUGAUUUUACAUGAACUUCAUAAGAUCUGAUCUUCUUCUUAUUAUUUGAAAAGAAGAGAAGAAGCAGACACAGUUAAUUAAUUACGCUGCGUACCUCACAUGUGUUCCUAUAUUGAUAAAGGUAAUUAUAAAAAGGUAGAAUCUUAUAGAAAUUGUUUGUGUUUAGUGGAUGUAGAAUAAAGUUGUAUUUCGGGUCGUAGAAAUGAUGUUGAGAAAGCUACAUAUACCCUCGGAUCUGUACCUUUUGGAAUAUAUACAUACUAAUGAUAUAGAUACUAUAAAGUCGAAUUUUCUAUGCAAUCUCUUGACUCUCCAUAUCGUACGUUAAUUCUUGUAGCCGUUGAUUUCAGUCAAAAUUUUAGUUACAGCUCAACCCUAUGAAAUAAGAUAGAAUUACAACUUUGG
Vigna umbellata (rice bean) is the source of this 1568-nucleotide messenger RNA. RefSeq lists its product as uncharacterized. Gene Ontology annotation, molecular function: DNA-binding transcription factor activity; DNA binding. The record is from RefSeq and is a predicted model, not a curated record. Gene Ontology annotation, biological process: regulation of DNA-templated transcription. NCBI's taxonomy places the organism in Eukaryota, Viridiplantae, Streptophyta, Magnoliopsida, Fabales, Fabaceae.